Molecule: messenger RNA, 3311 nt
Organism: Didymodactylos carnosus
Lineage: Eukaryota; Metazoa; Rotifera; Eurotatoria; Philodinida; Philodinidae
Source: the annotation of a GenBank genome assembly
AUGAAUAGCAGUCGAUUGUCACUCCAUAGAGCUCCCACACCUGUGGAACAGCAACUCUCACAACUUCGUAUCAAUAUUUUAAAUGUACAACUACCAGCAUCAACAAAGCUCGUGGAUAUUUUGGUUAUCCUUGAAGUAGAUACAAAAUACACCUACAGAACAGAAAUUAUUAAAAAGAAACAAAAACCACUACCGCAGAUUCCUUCACUUUCUACUAAUGCGCCGACCACAGCUAUGAACAGUAUGAAUCCAUCUGUGUCAACAAUUCUUAAUCCUUCUUCGCAUCUAACAGUAAAUGUGAAUGAAAGUUUUGAUGUUUUGGUGACAAAUAAUUCAAAAAUACUCUUGAAAGUUAUCGCACCCACACGUUUAUUUGGAACAAAUGAUAUUGGCCACGUAAACUUUGAUAUAAAAACAAUUUUAAAUGAAUAUAAACUAAAACAACAUACAUUCUCAGAAACAUCACCACCGUCUUAUAGAACAGAAUUACUAUUUGAGAAUACUUCUAGAAGAACGGCCGAUCGGUCCAAUAACAGUGAAACAACAACAAACAAAGAUCGUGGAUCAAUUGAAAUUUUAUUAUACGGAUCUAUAUUGAAGCAAAAUGAAAAUACUAUUAAUAACAAUAAUAAUGAAUCUAAUCCACAAGGAGAAAAUAAUGCUUCAUUAAAUAACACAAGAUCAUUAUCCAUUUGCCAACAGGAUCACCGGCAAACAACGCCGACAACUUUAAAUCGUCAGUUAUUAACUUCGCUAGAAAAUCAUUCCACACUCAUAGAGCCAACAAUGACUGACUCGAAUGAUGUUCCACAAUCAACACCUCGAAAUACUCUUAGGCCACUUUCUGCACGAGAUACUGAUACUGGAACAGCAUCUACAAGACAAGGCUCAGGUUCAUCGCAGUCUGGUAUAGUCUCAAGUAGAUCUCGCUCAAGAAGACAUCAUAAUCCUCAGUCAGCUCGACCAACAAAUAGUACUACUCCAGUCACUCCAAAUAAUUUGCCUGUGCCUACAACUACUGAAGUUGCUUCAUCAACAUCACAAUUAUCAGGUGACAAAGACUUGUUGCCGCAGGGAUGGGAGUUACGCUAUGAUGCACACAACAGACCAUACUAUGUCGAUCACAAUACAAAAACCACUACAUGGUUGAGAGAAAAUGUACUUCCAUCAGGAUGGGAAAAACGCGCAGAUGCACAAGGAAGAAUAUACUAUGUUGAUCACAAUACGCAGACAACCACAUGGAUUCUGCCAACUGCUCUUCAUUUACAAAAUUUUGCCAACUGGCAGAAUCAAUAUGCCAGAAGCCAUUCAAUGUUCAAUCAGUUUGAACAUCGAUUUCUACCGCCGACAGCGCAUCCAGGAGCAAUAACACAACCUACCACACUAGGUUCGGAAAAUCCAUCAGAGAAUGCCGCAUCAGCAACGGCAGUAGACGAAAUUCCAUUACCACCAGGCUGGGAACGAAAACUCGAUAGGCAAGGGGUUCAAUACUUUGUCAAUCAUUUGAGCAAAACGACACAAUGGGAAGAUCCUCGAAAAAUGAAUAGUGCUGCAACUAAUGAAGAAUUGCCAAGUGGUUGGGAAAUGAGAUAUACCAAAGAAAGACAACUGUAUUUCAUUGAUCAUAACAACAAAACAACAACAUUUCAAGAUCCAAGAAUUAGUGCAGAUGUUUUGAGUGGGAAACAAGGUUCACAAAUUCCAAUCUAUCAACGCAGUUUACCAUUUAAAAUUGAACAAUUUCGUUAUUUAUGUCACACAAAUGCCACACAUGGACAAUUAAAAUUGACAAUAAGACGAGAGCAUUUAUUUAACGAUUCAUACGCCCAUAUUAUGCAAUGUCAAUCGUCAGAGUUACGCCGUCAUUUAUAUAUUAUUUUUAAAGGAGAAGAAGGUUUAGAUUAUGGUGGAGUCGCACGUGAAUGGUUUUUUCACUUAUCGCACGAAGUUUUAAAUCCAAUGUAUUGUUUAUUUGAAUAUGCAAACAAGAAUAAUUAUUACUUACAAAUUAAUCCGGCAUCCAGUAUAAAUCCGGAUCAUUUAUUAUAUUUUAAAUUUAUCGGUCGUUUCGUUGCUAUGGCUUUAUAUCAUGUAAAAUUUAUUGACAAUGGUUUCUCACUGCCAUUUUAUAAACGUAUGCUAGGGAAAAGAUUGACAAUACAAGAUUUAGAAUCGUUAGAUCCUGAUUUUUAUAAUUCAUUAGUAUGGAUUAGAAAUAAUAAUUUGAAUGAUAAUGACGAUUUAGAAUUAUAUUUUAAUUCGAGUUUUGAACUUCUUGGUAAAGUUGAACAUGAAGAAUUAAAACCAGGUGGAAAUGAAAUUAAAUUAACGGAAGAGAAUAAAGAAGAAUAUCUGGAAUUAAUAACACAAUGGAGAUUUAAUAGAGGCAUAGAACCACAAACAAAAGCAUUUUUAACAGGCUUCAAUGAAGUAUGUAUCCUUCUUAUCUUCAAUUUAUACGAAACGAAUAACUCCCAGAAGCAAUUUUUGAUCUAGUAUUACUAUUCAGCACUUGUAUCACUAUUAAGACGGCAUGCUUAGCGGUUAUGUUGUUUGGCACGUACUUCAGACGUACCGUGUUCGAUUCUCGGCGCCGGCAGGUCAUGUAAUAGCCUUGAUCAAUUUACUUAUGUCGUAGUGUCUUGAAUCAACCGUCCGUCAGCAUACUCACUACGUUGUGACGUACAAUACAGUUCCUCUGACUAGUUCGCGUAGCUUUCUGGAAAGCUAGUACAUGGCUAGUGAGCGCUUAUGGGAGGUACCAUUCUGGGCCCCUCAUUUUGGGCUUUCCGUAGAAAUGCCGCGAAAUAAAAACUAAACUCACUAAGGCUUCAUAUUUUCAGAACUGAUUGAAAACUAAAUGGAGCACUUUUUCGUUUUGUUUCAAGUUUUUAACUAUUGCCGUUCACCAGUUUUUUCAUUGACCACAUUACGAACCCCCUUAAAUUUCAUCCGUGCUAUUUUUUUGGUGGUGAAUUAGGAUCAAUUAGCGUUUAAUCUUGAGUGCGUUAUUUUCUAACGUCUUGACUUAGAGACACGAACAUUUCAGCACAAAUACAACUUGGAUCAGACUAGAAACCGGUGCAAGUCCAGACUAUAGAGGUGGUUUUAUUAUCAAGUUAUAGAUUGCGCUACCGCUACUACUUCACCAUUCAUUAUCUAGUGCGUAACCAGCUCAAUAAGACUCAGCCAUUUAGACUAGGUACUAGAAGAGUGAAGUGAUAAAACAGCAAAAGAAAAAGUUUGGACUUCCAAGAGGAAUGCAAAAUAUUGAAUUUUUAGUAAAAUUUCGGCAUCGACGGAUAGACUCA